Messenger RNA from Penicillium diatomitis, 1722 nucleotides. Its product is annotated as sugar porter family MFS transporter. The record is from RefSeq and is a predicted model, not a curated record. Gene Ontology annotation, biological process: transmembrane transport; carbohydrate transport. The transcript is spliced from 3 exons. Gene Ontology annotation, cellular component: plasma membrane. The coding region runs from base 1 to 1722 and encodes 573 amino acids. NCBI's taxonomy places the organism in Eukaryota, Fungi, Ascomycota, Eurotiomycetes, Eurotiales, Aspergillaceae. Gene Ontology annotation, molecular function: carbohydrate:proton symporter activity.
AUGCCUCUUAAGAAUCUCUUCCAGACAAAACCGGAGGAUGUGUACGGCAACGCAGACAUUCCUCGAGAGUCUACCUCGACCGCAGAGCAUGAAAAGGGCGCACACGAUGUCGUUGACACGCCCAUUCCUCUCCUCACAUGGCGGUCCUUCUUGAUGGGCGUCUUCAUCUCCAUGGGUGGCUUCUUGUUCGGAUACGACACGGGUCAGAUUUCCGGUUUCCUUGAGAUGAAGAACUUCUUGCAGCGGUUUGGCGAGCCUAACGCCAACGGGACUUACUAUUUCACAAACGUUCGCUCGGGCCUUAUUGUGGCUUUGCUGUCAAUCGGUACUCUGAUGGGAGCUCUUGUCGCCGGUUUCGUUGCUGAUCGAAUUGGUCGAAAAUGGUCCAUUAGUCUUUGGUCUGCGAUUGUCUGUGUUGGUGUCACCGUGCAGAUUUCGUCUCCCGUCGGGAAAUGGUAUCAGGUUGCCCUUGGCCGUUGGGUUGCGGGCCUCGGUGUGGGUGGUCUGUCUCUGCUUGUGCCCAUGUAUCAGGCCGAGUCUGGGCCAAGACACAUCCGUGGUGCUCUGAUCAGCACAUACCAGUUGUUCAUCACCUUGGGAAUCUUCGUUGCGAAUUGUAUCAAUUUCGGAACUGAGAAGAAGACCUCGACUGCGUCGUGGCGCAUUCCAAUGGGAAUCACCUAUCUUUGGGCGCUCAUUCUUGGUAUUGGUAUGGCCUUCUUCCCUGAGAGUCCUCGAUACGACUACCGCCAUGGCAAAGUCGACAAGGCUAUCAGUACACUGUCAAAGAUUUACGGCGUUCCCCGCAAUCAUCGCGCCCUCCAUCUUGAGUUUGACGAAAUCAAGCAAAAGUAUGAAGAGGAAGUCAAGAAUGGCCAAGCGUCUUGGGUGCAGAUGUUCCGGGCUCCCACCAUGGCUCGCCGUGUGGUCAUUGGAGUCGUUCUCCAGGCUCUCCAGCAGCUCACCGGUGCCAACUACUUCUUCUACUAUGGAACCACCGUCUUCCAGGGCGCUGGUAUCCAGAAUAGUUACGUGACUCAGAUGAUUCUCGGAGGAGUGAACUUUGGUACCACCUUCCUCGGACUGUACCUGAUCGAACAUUUUGGUCGUCGCCGAUCACUCAUUGCGGGUGCCUUGUGGAUGUUCGUGUGUUUCAUGAUCUUCGCCUCUGUCGGACACUUUUCACUUGAUCGAGAGAACCCUCAAAAUACCAAGACUGCCGGAGUUGUCAUGGUGGUGUUCGCUUGUCUGUUUAUCCUGGGCUUCGCCAGCACGUGGGGGCCAAUGGUCUGGGCCAUCAUCGCCGAGCUCUUCCCUUCGCAAUACCGGGCCCGCGGCAUGUCCCUCUGUACCGCUUCCAACUGGCUGUGGAACUUCUUGCUCGCCUUCUUCACUCCGUUCAUCACUAGCGCCAUCGACUUCCGAUACGGUUAUGUCUUUGCAGGCUGCUUGUUCCUCGCGGCAGCCACAGUCUACUUUGGCGUCGUCGAGGGCCAGGGCCGAACUCUGGAGGAAAUUGAUACCAUGUAUCUGAUGAACGUGAAGCCGUGGAAGAGCUCCAAGUUCGAAUUCCCCGCUGAUCCCAGCGUAAUGCGCGGCUCCUUUGACAAGGGUCAGCAGCGCGCUUCGCACAUCGAUGGACCUAAUGCGGGUAACGGUGUGUUGGAGUCGGAAGGUCCUUCUGCCCCUGUCACUGCGACUGGAGGACGCACCGAGCUUUGA